Diospyros lotus (date-plum) is the source of this 2035-nucleotide messenger RNA. Its product is annotated as purple acid phosphatase 15. Bases 105 to 1745 code for a protein of 546 amino acids. NCBI's taxonomy places the organism in Eukaryota, Viridiplantae, Streptophyta, Magnoliopsida, Ericales, Ebenaceae. Gene Ontology annotation, molecular function: metal ion binding; acid phosphatase activity. The transcript has 7 exons. The record is from RefSeq and is a predicted model, not a curated record.
GUUGGUUCUAUCAUUUCUCCUCAUUCUUACUUUGCUUUCCACUUUAUCUCGUUCUUUCUUCUGCUCCAUCUCUCUUAGAUUAGCAUAAUGAGCAAACCCUAGAUAUGGCGUCGCUGUUGUUCUCUUCCUCUGCGCUUGCAAUCUCGCUGUUGAUUCUGUUCUGUGUCGCCGUCGUCCACUGCGGGAUUCCGACGACUCUGGACGGGCCGUUCGAGCCCAAGACGGUGCCGUUCGACGAAAGUUUGCGCGGCAACGCCGUCGAUCUGCCUGGCGCCGAUCCUAGAGUUCGGAGGCGAGUCGAAGGAUUCGAACCGGAGCAGAUAUCGGUUGCUCUCUCCGCCACCUAUGAUUCCGUUUGGAUUUCUUGGAUCACAGGGGAAUCCCAAAUUGGAUAUGACAUUAAACCAUUAGAUCCUAAAAGUGUUUCUAGUAUUGUUUAUUAUGGGAGGGUAAGGCAGCCAAUACUACAUCAUGAAGCCAGAGGCUAUUCUCUUGUUUACAACCAACUUUAUCCUUUUGAAGGCCUUCAGAACUAUACCUCAGGAAUUAUUCAUCAUGUUCGCCUGACAGGGUUGAAACCUAGCACAGUGUACUACUAUCGGUGUGGGGAUCCUUCUAUUCCUGCUAUUAGUGAAAUAUUCUCUUUCAAGACUAUGCCUGUUUCUGGGCCAAAACAUUACCCUAAAAGAAUUGGAAUUGUGGGGGAUCUGGGUCUCACAUACAAUAUGACAACCACCAUUAAUCACUUGAUUGGUAACAAACCUGAUCUCAUGUUAUUGGUUGGUGAUGUGACUUACGCAAAUCUGUAUCUCACAAAUGGGACUGGCUCCGACUGCUACAGUUGUGACUUUCCACAUACUCCCAUACAAGAGACCUACCAACCCCGCUGGGAUUUUUGGGGAAGGUUCAUGCAGAACUUGAUCUCAAAAGUUCCAAUGAUGGUGGUAGAAGGGAACCAUGAAAUGGAAGAACAGAUUCAAAACCAGACAUUUGUAGCAUACAGAUCUCGGUUUGCAUUCCCAUCAGAAGAAAGUGGGUCUCAAUCCCCAUUCUACUACUCGUUCAAUGCGGGGGGGAUACACUUCUUGAUGCUUGGGGCUUAUAUAGACUAUAAUAAAACAGGUGAUCAAUACAAGUGGUUAGAGAGGGACUUAGCUAAUGUCAACAGAUCUGUCACACCGUGGUUGAUAGCUGCUUGGCACCCACCGUGGUACAAUUCUUAUGCAGCCCAUUACAGAGAAGUGGAGUGUAUGAGGAUGGAAAUGGAAGAUUUACUCUACUCUUAUGGUGUUGAUAUAGUCUUCAAUGGACAUGUUCACGCUUAUGAGAGGUCAAAUCGAGUUUAUAACUAUACAUUAGAUCCGUGUGGUCCUGUCUAUAUUACCGUGGGAGACGGGGGCAAUAGAGAGAAGAUGGCAAUUGAACAUGCUGAUGGACCGGGUAACUGCCCAGAACCUUCAACAACACCAGAUCAACACGUGGGGGGAUUCUGUGCAACAAACUUUACUACUGGUCCAGCAACAGGUAAAUUUUGCUGGGACCGGCAACCUGAUUUCAGCGCCUUCAGGGAAAGCAGUUUUGGCCACGGAAUACUAGAGGUGAAAAAUGAGACGUGGGCGCUUUGGACGUGGCACCGGAAUCAGGACUCGGUGAGUAAAACCGGGGACAAGAUUUAUAUAGUGAGGCAGCCUGAUAAAUGCUCUAUCCGCCCGGUGGCAACUAAAAGUUGGUUUCCGGCCAAGUGACCUUUCAUAGAUGUGUCGUCUAGUAUAGAAGCCUCGCAGUUUUGACCAUCACAAAUAUUUUUGUUACGAGAUUCUUAAAACUUAUAUUUGGAUUCAUGGAAAUGCUGAAUUUCAAAGAAAUCUCAAAUGUAAGGAUGGGAUUGUGCAGCAUCUGGCUGCAUUUGACACGGCUUGUCGUUUGCAAUACUGCAGAAAUCUCACGAGACACCAUAUUCCCGUACUACUUGACACUGCCCUGGCUACACUGUUUUGGUCAGUGGUUAAAGAAGACAAUGAGGUUGUGAUUUCAA